This is a messenger RNA of Populus trichocarpa (black cottonwood), 905 nucleotides long. RefSeq names its product disease resistance-like protein DSC1. The record is from RefSeq and is a predicted model, not a curated record. The transcript has 2 exons. Bases 294 to 839 code for a protein of 181 amino acids. Gene Ontology annotation, biological process: signal transduction. Lineage: Eukaryota; Viridiplantae; Streptophyta; Magnoliopsida; Malpighiales; Salicaceae.
GGAAGAAAUAUUAGUCUAUGCUCAUAUGGACUUAUCUUCAAUGACAAGUAAAGGAAAAGCAAAAGAAGAUAUGCUGUUCUCUUUUCUUUUCUGUUUUCUCGGGCCAGCUCUCUUCUCUUUUAUCCUUUCUUUUUCUUCCCCUCCAGCCUUUUGUACCGUCAGUCUAUAUUCGGGUAGCAUUUUAGCAUUAUGGCACAUAGAGGGUUAAAGAUCAACAAGCUGCCCUUGAUUAAUAACUGGGAAUAAUUGUCACAAGUAGAGCUUACUUCUACACAUAUCAAGCAUAUACAAAUAUGGCUUCCUCUUCUUCUCCCACUACUCCAUAUUUGAAGCUCGAUGUGUUCCUCAGUUUUAGAGGCACAGACACCCGCAAUAGUUUCACCAGUCAUCUUCAUGAUGCUUUGCAGCGAAACCAAAUUGAUGCUUACAUCGAUAACAAACUUGAUGGAGGAGAAAAGAUCGAGCCUGCCCUCUUGGAAAGGAUUGAAGAGUCGUUUAUUUCGCUAGUCAUUUUCUCUGAAAAUUAUGCAGAUUCUACUUUCUGUUUGAGGGAACUCUCCAAGAUUCUUGAGUGCAUGGAGACCAAACAACAGAUGGUCUUACCAGUAUUUUACCGACUUGUGUUGGUGGGAGAAACCACUAAUGGUGGCUCUGAUACCAAUUUGUUGGUGGGAGAAACCACUAGUUGUGGCUCUGAUACCAAUUGUUGGGGAUUUCUGCUCCCCUUGCGGAACGGUGGUGUUCAUGAUCAUUGCUCAAAGGAGGCUAAGCACACUGACACAAUAUUUAACGUGGUUCGGCAAAUCGCCUACAUCCACGGGAGAGAUCGAUAUUAUUAGAGAUAGAGAAAGAAUACAACACACGGAGGAGGAUCACAUCCACUCAACUCCUAUCUCUCAUUGCUA